Molecule: messenger RNA, 1809 nt
Organism: Pyricularia grisea
Lineage: Eukaryota; Fungi; Ascomycota; Sordariomycetes; Magnaporthales; Pyriculariaceae
Exons: 2
Coding region: 1-1809 (602 amino acids)
Source: RefSeq, a predicted model, not a curated record
AUGUCGCCCGAAAAGGCCCAGGAGUUGCGAGACCUGGAGGUUAAACUUCAGGCACUCGAUGCCGAGGAACGGUCCCCGGACCACGAAGCCCUGGCCAGGGCUCAAGAACAGUUUCGGGCGGAGGAACCGAAACUGCCGGCAUGGGGAACCCAUCCGGAGACAAGGCUGAAGUCGAUGGAGGCUGAAGCCGAUUGGCUGGUGCGGCCCAGCGACAACCUUGGCGCAAGGUUGCUGUGUCAGAUGCACUACCCGCCCCUGGUAAAGUAUGCUGCUAGGGAGUUAGUCGACGAGAAGGUCGUCGACAUUAAGUCCGGCUGCAUUACGCGGCUUAUAGCUUCAGGCUUUACUGAUAAGGUGGCUCUGUUUGCCGACGUCUUUUGGCGUCGUGAAGAGCCACGGAGGGCUAUUCAGGGUACCAGCGGGAAAAAGCCGGUACAAGCUGAUUUUAACCCCUGGGCCAACACAUGGUAUCCAGACGAGGUAAGAGAGCGUCAUCUCAGCUUCACUGACUGUGUGCAUAGAUCGUCGGCCGCCAAGGUCAUGAUCUUGUUUGGCACGCAGUCAAGGCACGGGUAUCUGCGUCGUUGGGGUGCCCUAGAACGGCGUCUCCAGAUCGUCCCGAUCUGGGUCCCUCUAUGGGAGAAGCUAAACGUGGGCAUCAACAACGAGAUCUGGGUUCUGUACAAGAACUCGGAUCGUAAGCAGAUUGACAAACUUGUGGUAUGUGCCCCUCAUCCUGAACAUAUCAUCAAGAAGCAAUCUUCCGAAUACGGGAAGAUGUUGGAUGACAUGUUUAGCUGUGCUGCUCGAAUGGCACGGAUCGAGCGUACAGAGAAGGAGGAGACCUACAGUUUCUGGAAGGGCUCCACCGAAGAAACGAAGAAGGCUGCGGACAGUCGCAGUGCUGAGGACAAGGCCGUGGCCAAAGCCAAGGCGAAGGAGUCCAGACUGUCCCGGGGAAUCGCUGCAUCCGCGGCUGGUCAGGCGUCGAGCACCUCUGCUGCUCCCACUACACCGGCGAAGACAGCCAGAGCUAAGCCUGGUGAUGUGCUGAAUCAGUUCGCCUUUAGUAGAUCAGAGCCGCUGGACAUAGUCUGCCGAGACUGCAAUGCCGGGCAGACGGACCGCAUUCCGUACUUUUGGAACACUGAUCAGCGGUUUUAUGUAGCCAGAGAAUGGUCCUGUGCCGUUUGCAGGGAGAAGAUCGAGGCCGAUCACCAGCAAGCGGUCACCGAUGGUAAAGACCCUCAGCCCAUCGUGAAACAUUCGUGGCGCAAGCCAUAUCUUCCUGCUGAUGAGAGCAUUCCCUGGGUUUUGGCCAAAAAACCCCAGCUGGCAUCUACCCCUUCCGAGAGGAUUCGUUCUUUGAACGACAUCCGGGCUCGCGACCAGACUUUGAGGCAGUUUGAUUGGGACUUGCCUCAGGUCCCAGAGGCCAAGAGCAAAGCUGCUUGGAACGGCCAUAUCGGGGAGAUCCGCCUCACAGACAACUUGGGAGACCCCGAUGCCACCAAAUCGACCUCGAAGAAGGUUGGUCAAGAUAAGAGGUACACUGGGCAAGGUCGGUGGAAGGGCAAAAAUAAGGACAGCCUGGGGCAAACCCCAGGUCAACCAAGCCAGCCUGUCGCCGAUCCCAGCUCUGCCGCCUCGUCUGGGCAAAAAGUUCAAGAGAGCCUUAAAAGGCAGCUUGAAGAUGCUUCUGACACCAAUGGUAAGAAGCAGAAGCCGUUGGCCCCAACAAAUGCCAACACCUUGAACAAGCCUGCGCCGAAAGGCCAGAAGACCAUCACUUCCUUUUUCAAGAAGUGA